This is a messenger RNA of Mobula hypostoma (lesser devil ray), 4057 nucleotides long. RefSeq names its product short transient receptor potential channel 7. The record is from RefSeq and is a predicted model, not a curated record. Gene Ontology annotation, molecular function: protein binding; inositol 1,4,5 trisphosphate binding; store-operated calcium channel activity. The transcript has 11 exons. The coding region runs from base 1 to 2517 and encodes 838 amino acids. Gene Ontology annotation, cellular component: plasma membrane; cation channel complex. Lineage: Eukaryota; Metazoa; Chordata; Chondrichthyes; Myliobatiformes; Myliobatidae. Gene Ontology annotation, biological process: regulation of cytosolic calcium ion concentration; calcium ion transmembrane transport; single fertilization.
AUGCACCGGAGACAUACUACCCUUCGUGAGAAAGGAAGGAGACAGGCCAUCCGAGGCCCAGCCUAUAUGUUCAACGAGAGGGGUAAAAGCCUGACCCCUGAAGAAGAACGCUUCCUGGAUGCAGCAGAAUAUGGGAAUAUACCAGUAGUACGUAAAAUGCUGGAGGAGUCAAAGACUUUGAACUUCAACUGUGUUGACUACAUGGGGCAAAACGCUUUGCAACUUGCAGUGGGAAACGAACAUUUAGAAGUAACGGAGCUUCUAUUAAAAAAAGAAAAUCUUGCACGGAUUGGUGAUGCUUUACUCUUGGCAAUAAGCAAAGGUUAUGUGAGGAUAGUAGAAGCAAUUUUAAAUCAUCCGGCUUUUGCACAGGGACAUCGACUGGCCAUCAGCCCUCUCGAACAGGAACUACGUGAUGAUGAUUUCUAUGCUUAUGAUGAAGAUGGUACCCGUUUCUCCCAAGAUAUCACUCCUGUUAUUCUUGCUUCUCAUUGCCAAGAAUAUGAGAUUGUGCAUAUACUUCUACUGAAGGGUGCACGAAUUGAGAAACCCCAUGACUAUUUUUGCAAAUGUAGCGAAUGUGCUGAGAAACAAAAACGAGAUUCUUUUAGCCAUUCCAGAUCAAGGAUGAAUGCAUACAAAGGAUUAGCAAGUGCUGCCCAUUUGUCUCUGUCAAGUGAAGACCCAGUCCUUACGGCUCUGGAACUAAGUAAUGAACUGGCACGGUUGGCCAAUAUAGAAACAGAGUUUAAGAAUGAUUACAGGAAGUUAUCUAUGCAAUGCAAGGAUUUUGCUGUUGGUGUACUAGACCUGUGCCGGGACACAGAGGAAGUGGAGGCCAUUCUAAAUGGAGACGUUGAUUCCGAGCCUCAGGGAGAUCAUCACCGGCCAUCUCUGAGCAGAGUGAAACUUGCCAUUAAGUAUGAGGUUAAGAAGUUUGUUGCUCACCCUAACUGCCAGCAACAACUGCUUACAAUUUGGUAUGAAAAUCUCUCAGGCUUGCGUCAACAGUCAAUUGCUGUGAAGUGCUUGGCCGUCUUCGGUGUUACCAUAGGGCUUCCAUUUCUUGCAAUUGGAUACUGGUUUGCUCCAUGCAGCAAGCUGGGACAAAUUUUAAGAAGUCCUUUUAUGAAGUUUGUAGCACAUGCAGUUUCAUUCACCAUCUUUCUAGGACUUCUGGUGUUAAAUGCAUCGGACAGAUUUGAAGGUGUAAAGAACUUGCCUAAUGAAACUGACACAGACAACCCAAGACAGAUCUUCAGAGUGAAAACUACAACAUUUACUUGGACUGAAUUGUUAAUAAUGAAAUGGAUUCUAGGUAUGAUAUGGACAGAAUGCAAAGAAAUUUGGGCAGAAGGACCCAAAGAGUAUGUCAUGCAUCUGUGGAACAUUCUAGAUUUUGGGAUGUUGUCUAUCUUUGUUGCCUCAUUCACGGCAAGAUUUAUUGCAUUUCUAAAGGCCUCUGAAGCACAACGCUAUGUGGAUUUACGCAUAAAUGCCAGCGAUCUCUCCAAGGCAGCACUGCCUCCAGAAAUUGCAUACUUUACUUAUGCUAGGAAUAAAUGGCUUCCAUCUGAUCCACAAAUCAUAUCAGAAGGACUUUAUGCAAUUGCUGUUGUGUUAAGCUUCUCUCGAAUUGCUUACAUUCUACCAGCAAAUGAAAGCUUUGGUCCGCUGCAGAUCUCCUUGGGAAGGACUGUAAAAGACAUUUUCAAAUUCAUGGUUAUAUUCAUUAUGGUGUUUGUUGCCUUCAUGAUUGGAAUGUUUAAUCUUUAUUCAUACUAUUUGGGAGCAAAAUAUAAUCCAGCUUUUACAACUGUUGAAGAGAGUUUCAAAACCUUAUUCUGGUCAAUAUUUGGCUUGUCAGAAGUGAUAUCCGUUGUCCUCAAGUAUGAUCAUAAAUUUAUUGAGAACAUAGGAUACAUUCUCUAUGGAGUAUACAAUGUUACAAUGGUGGUGGUGCUGCUCAAUAUGCUAAUAGCUAUGAUCAAUAGUUCUUAUCAAGAAAUCGAGGAGGAUGCAGAUGUUGAGUGGAAAUUUGCUCGAGCUAAGCUCUGGCUAUCAUAUUUUGAUGAAGGGAGAACUCUGCCUGCUCCAUUUAACCUUGUGCCAAGCCCAAAGUCAGUUUACUACUUUAUAUUCAAAAUUAAAAUCUGCCUUAUUCACUUGUGCAAAUCCAAGGUGCAAAAAUCUGAAGCUGACCUUGAAAUGGGUAUGCUGAAUUCUAAGCAGUAUCAAUCUAAUCCUGGACAUGGAGAAGGAUGUGGUCUGAAAAAGCCCAUUAGCAAUCCAACAAGAUAUCAGAGAAUUAUGAAACGGUUAAUAAAGCGAUAUGUACUGAAAGCACAGGUUGACAGAGAAAAUGAUGAAGUUAAUGAAGGAGAACUGAAGGAGAUCAAACAGGACAUUUCUAGUCUUCGCUAUGAACUCCUGGAGGAAAAGUCACAAGCAACAGGGGAGUUAGCACAUCUCAUUCAGCAACUCAGUGACAAAUUUGGCAAAAACUUCAAAAAAUAAUUGAUAUCAGUUUUAAUGUACCUUAAAAGAAAUAAUCUUUUUGGCAAAAAAUGUCUGAGACAAGAUAACAAGUGAAUUAAUUUAUACAAUAGUAUUUGAAACCAGUCUAUUUAGCUGUGCACAAUUAGAUUGCCUUUUACAUUAGGGCAAUGAAGAGGGGAAGAAUGAAGAGAGACUGAAAUUCAACAAGGAGGGACAAGAUUGAAUCCACACCAGACAGAAUGUGUAUUGGUGGAGCAUGCAGCAGCCUCCAGUAAUAAUGUGCAGCAAGUACCUGCUGCCAGUCUUAUGCUUGGAGAUGUAUCCGUAAUUGGAAAACAUUGCACAAGUUGGAUAUUAAAGUCAUAGCAUUUUAUUUUAAGAAAUGUGUCCCUUAUAGGUUAGGGUUAACUGACAACUGGCAGUGGUAGUGGAUCAAUUACUUUUCUUGCUACUGAGGAUUCUAUCAAUCCUGGUUUGAACUAUGAUGAAAACACAAAUAAAUGUGAAAAGUCUACUUAAAAACAUGUAAUCAUGUUUACAUAACUUCCUCUGUGGAUUACAACCCGGAAGUUAAAGUCUUUCAUCUCACUUUUGUUAACAAAAUAAGUAACAAAACCCAAGCCAUGAGAUCAGUCUGUCCUAUAGCUGGCACUUUAUUCCUUGUUAUUUUGUUCAGUUUUGUAUUUCACAAACAUUUAGCUGACUCUUUGCCCUUUGUUAUCCACUUCUGAUUUCCGUAAGUAAAUCACAAACAAGAGAACAUCUGCAGAUGCUGGAAAUCCGAGCAACACACACAAAAUGCUGCAGGAACUCAGCAGGUUAGGCAACAUCCAUAGAAAAAAAGUACCUUCCCACCCCCCUGCCCAUAGAUGCUACCCGGCCUGCUGAGUUCCUCCAGCAUUGUGUGUGUUGUUCCAUAAUUAAAUGUUUGAUUCAUCUGGAUUUGAAAGUCACACACAGCUUCUCUUUGUUCAUCUGAAGCUGUUUAAUUCUGAAUUCAAAUUCUAUAAGAACAUUACUUUCAGAAAACAAAAAUUAAUACUCGAGCAUUAAUAUCUAGACUGAUUUUCUUCCAACUUGGACUUGUAGAGAGGCAGCAAGGAAAUAGGCCCUUUAGUCCAGGAGUGUCUGCCAAUUAUUAAUACCCAUUUACAGCAAACCUACAAUAGUCUCAUUCUGCCUAGAUUUUAUCAACUUCAUCUAGAUCCUAUCAUUCAACUACACACUAGGGGCAGUUUGCAGCGGCCAAUUAAUCUACUAACCCAUUCAUGGUUUGGAUGGGGGAGGAAGCUGGAGCAUCAGGCUGAAACCCAUGCAGCCACUAGGAGGAUGUACAAACUCCACAGGGACAACACCCGAGGUCAGGAUUGAACCUGGGACUCUGGUGCUGUGAGGCAACAACUCUAUUAGCUGUGCCAUUGCGCCAACUUUUACAGUUGUUUCAACUUUGUUGUUCAAAUCACUAGCACAGUUUAAAUAAUAGUGUUUGAGUACAUCAAUAUUUAACUGCUCAUGUUGAAAGUCUCUUAUAUAUUGUAUUGUUUUUAAUCAAAUAAAA